Messenger RNA from Trematomus bernacchii (emerald rockcod), 4334 nucleotides. RefSeq lists its product as uncharacterized. The record is from RefSeq and is a predicted model, not a curated record. The transcript has 2 exons. The coding region runs from base 458 to 2674 and encodes 738 amino acids. Gene Ontology annotation, biological process: mRNA stabilization. Lineage: Eukaryota; Metazoa; Chordata; Actinopteri; Perciformes; Nototheniidae. Gene Ontology annotation, molecular function: poly(A) RNA polymerase activity; RNA binding.
GAGGAGUGGGUGGUGAAGCGGUUGAUUGAUGAUUAGAUUUAUGGUGUGGAUCACGGAGAGAGGAUGACUCACCCCCGUCUGAUGUGAUGUUCACCCCGCAACAGCUCAGCAGUGCGGUGGCACGCCGGUAGUUCAGCUUGACACCUCGUUGUUGCUGCACCAAUAAAAGUUUAGCAAACUGUUAAUAUGCUUUUAGGCGGCCCUAUGAUACCUCGUUUGCUUGAAACUUAAGUGGCUGUCACUUGAGACCGAGCGUCGUGCUUUACCGUACAUUUCGUGACGCCUGAUUGCCAUGGAAACAGCGGUGCGCUGAGAGGAAACUGUCCGUGUUAACUUCAGCAGCAACCUUUCAGAGGGUCGGAUAAACCUGUUGGAUAUCUCUGUGUUUUUCGUGUUUUCCUUCUAUUGCUACUCUGGCUUUACUUUCUAUUUUAAUUUGGCAACGAAACAGGUGAGGAUGAUGGAGCUUCCAACAGAGAAGAGGUUCCACAACUUGACCCUUGAGCAAAUGCAAGCUCUGGACAAAGUCUUGACUGAGGUUAUCCCCAUCCAUGGACGAGGAAACUUCCCCACACUGCAGGUGAGAGCGAAAGACAUCAUCCGUGUGGUUAAGGAUCGGCUGGUAGAAAGAGACAUCCAGGUGAGAGACAUACGGCUCAACGGCGCGACGGCCAGCUACGUCCUGGUGAGGGAUAACUGCCUUGGCUACCGAGAUUUAGACAUCAUUUUUGGAGUGGAGCUGCCCAGGGAGGGGGACCUUCAGGUGAUAAAGGAGGUGGUGCUGGGCACCCUACGAGACCUCCUCCCCUGUGGCGUUAACAGACGGAAGAUCACAUGCCUGACGAUGAAGGAGGCCUACGUGCAAAAGAUGGUGAAAGUUUUCAACGAACAUGACAGAUGGAGCCUAAUCUCGCUUUCGAACAAUAGAUCUAAAACCGUAGGGCUCCGCUUCGUCAGCUCCCUUAGAAGACAGUUCGAGUUCAGCGUGGACUCCUUCCAGAUAAUAUUAGACCGCAUGCUGGAGUCUUACUGGGAGACAGAAAGGAAACAAGUCGGGAAGUUGGCAUUGAAUGCUGGGAAUUUGUCUAAAAGACACAAUGAAGAUGAAAAGAAAAAGCAAGAGCAAUCAAGUGUUCCUCGAGAAGUUGAACCUGAUGUUGAAAAAGACUCCAAUGGAGAAAACCAAUCUCAGGAUGAGACCAUUCCAGUGCUUGAGGAAGAGCUUCCAGGUGCAAAGGUUGAGCGUGUGGUUGAAAAGCAGCAGGAGGUGCUGGAUUCCACGAGCGCUAACUUACCGCAGGAAGACGUGGAUGGGGUCAAAGACGUUCAUUCAGCAGAAGAAAUUGUGUUUGAGAUAUGUGAAGAAAAAGGAGAAGAGAAAGGUCAGUUUCACAGUGAUUAUCCUUUACUUUUAGCCGCUGAUACGUUAUUACCGGUUGCCAGGGAUCCGCUGAUGACACAUGCAUGUUUAAAUCUGCAGAGUUAUGAAGAGCUGUCUGCGUCACAAGCUCCUCCAACAGCAGAAAAGUCAGCUCUGCAGGAAGUCCAUUGCGUGGAAACUACUCAGUUCAAAGUCGACUCCCCACAAGAUUCACAUCUUGAAUUUUCCUUUCCUCCUCCUGCUAAGAAAACUUGCAGCACAUCACAGAAUAUUGUACCCGACUAUUGCCCUUCACCAAAAUUACAAAGGAAAAUGUCAAGGAAGUUGAUCAGUAAGCCAGAGAAUUGGUCUUUACUGACUGAUUUGUCAGAUCUUACAACUCCGCUGUUUCCCCCCAUAGAGAUACCCAAACCUCUUCAGCGAAAGCCUUCUUUACUGGACAGCGCUCAAGUUCAUGGCUCAAAUGUUCUGACCCCCAAGUCAGAGGCUUUACAAACCCUUUCAGCUCCCACAUGCGGUCCUGUAAGUACACUUCAGGAUGGGACUGGCUCCAAUGAAACUGUGGAACAAACUGUAAAGCCAAAACACUCGAGGAAGCCUCCUGAUUUGGAGACUCAAAGCCACACAUAUGGACAGCCUCAGAUCAAUGAUCAAACCCCAGAAGCUGUACAGAACCGGUGCGGGGCGGGUUCAUGGGUUGGUGCAGCCGGGGAGCCUACUAUCACUGUCGAAGCGGAGUGCAUGUAUGGAGACUUUGACCAGGCGAUGGACCACCUCCGCCUCCGCCUCAUCGCCACCCACAAACCAGAGGAGAUCCGAGGAGGGGGCCUGCUGAAAUACAGCGACCUGCUGGUUAGGAACUUCCGUCCAGCCAGCGAGACUGAGAUCAAGUCCUUGGAGCGAUACAUGUGCUCCCGCUUCUUCAUUGACUUUCCCGACGUGAGCGAGCAGCAGCGAAAGAUCGAGGCCUACCUGCAAUGCCAUUUUAUUGGCAACGAGGAGACGAGCAAGUACGACUACCUGAUGACCCUGCGGCGCAUCAUAGACCAGAGCACGGUGUGUUUGAUGGGACACGAGAGGAGGCAGACCCUCAACAUGAUCACAGUCCUGGCUCUCAGGGUGCUGGGCGAACAGAACGCCAUUCCCAACACUGCCAACGUCACCUGCUUCUACCAGCCGGCUCCGUACAUGGCCGAGCCCAUUUACAGCAGCUACUUCAUCACCCAGGCCCAGCCCCCCCUCGUCUACCACCCCUACCCGCUACAAGUGCACGUGCAGACCGGCCUGGUGUAGCUACAGUGAGGUGCCCACAGAGAGGCAUUGAGGUUGCUUUCAGCAUGGUGCUCUGCAAGCAUAGGCACAAAUGGAAGUUUUAUCGACAACAGGCAACCACGGGCACAGUGUUGUUUGAUGCUUUGAAACCCCUCCCGAUUAUGAAAUAAAAGGUCAGAACUGAAAGGGGUAUGGAGGCGAAGCAUGGCACCCUUUCAAGAUGAACACUUUUAAAGAGGAAAGAAAGAGCCCAAUUUCAGGGAGCUCGUGGAGAGGAUCUAUUGAAGUGGAGGGUCUUUGUUCAUUGCUGUUUCAGCUCAGCUUUGGCUCGAUGCUCACCGUCCCUUGUUGAGGAGAAUGUUGUAAUGUGACAAAUCUCUAUGGCUUAAAGAUACACAUUUUCAACAUAUAAGAACAUCAUACGUGUUGGCAGCAAAAAUAUCAAUUAGUUAAAGUUUGAAUAAUGAUACAUCCUUAACCUGAGGGUUAAACACACCUUUAUAGCUGGUUUUGUGACUCAUCAGUAUCUGUGGAGUGAAUUUCAGAUUGUACCUGUGUAUUCACUGUAGAGUAAAAGAACAUCAUUUACCUAGGGGAUAAAAUGCUGUGAUAUUUGUAUGAUAUUGUAAGUUAUCUAUCUGUGAAUGUUAACACCUAAUUUCAAGGGUGGAAACAGGAGAUUGAAGGCUUGGUUCCAUUAUGACUGUAUGGAAAUGAUUGGGUUGGUUAAGAGAAGCUAAACAAACAGAUUAGGCUUUUAAUGUUGAUACAUUUUGAAUGGUUUUGGUUUUUUUAUUCGUUUUUUUUAAAGUUCAAAGUUGGCCAGAAAAAUACGUGUUCUUGGUCUCCAUCUCUCGUAAUGAUGAGAUAAUAAUAUUGGGGGUCUUUACCUUUCUUUGAACAUUAAAAUGUAUUUAUGCAAAUUCAUUGCAGAGAAAAGCCUAAUUAUUUUCAACAGCCACUUUAAAUAUUAAAACCAAACUCCCAAUCAGGGACAUGUUACUGUGGGGUGUUUGUUAGUGCUUUUGCAUUGCUAAAAUGAAUUGACCAUGCAGUUUAUCAAAUCUAUUCAAGUUUCCUUUCUACUUAAAAUCCAGAGAGCAUGUCAAAUUCUGUUUUUCCUCGUCAACAAGCUGAAUAUAUGUUUUGUGUGUAUUACUUGGUGACUGUUUAUUUUUCUUAUUGAUGUUAGUGAAUGUUUUGCCAGGGUUUUUGCUUGCUGAUGUCACGGCACAUUUGAAUUGUUCAAGCAGUCGAUGCAGCCAGCGGUUAUUGCACUGUGUUUGUUCAUUGUGUAUGCAUACAGUACAUAUACUCAGUAUUUUUUCACAAUACAAAGAAAAGAACAUGUAAGCACAGGUAAGGAAAUGUGUGCUGUUCACACUCCAGCUGAGACUGAAGCACAAUGUAAAUGCACAACAAAACAAAAGCUGUUGUUGAGUAAUGAAUGUGUUUCUGACAAGCUCGUGAAUCCCCGAUUAAAUAUUGAAAACGUCUAAAACACUGUGUGCCGUGUAGUGUAGCUUUGAAGUGAUGUAUCUAUCUGGAGAUUUUGGGUGUAUCGUGUAUCGUUACGACAGUUUGACAUGUAGAGAAGUUAAAGUAUUCCUGUUAUGAUAUGUUACUGCUCAGAUUGUUGUUUCUGUGGUAAUAAAUACCAAGAAAAAUAUGUUUGUCUAAA